This is a messenger RNA of Dichotomopilus funicola, 315 nucleotides long. RefSeq lists its product as uncharacterized. Lineage: Eukaryota; Fungi; Ascomycota; Sordariomycetes; Sordariales; Chaetomiaceae. The coding region runs from base 1 to 315 and encodes 104 amino acids. The record is from RefSeq and is a predicted model, not a curated record. The transcript is spliced from 2 exons.
AUGAAGCUCCCACAGACCAUCAUUCGCAGGACCCUGCAUCGGGGGAUCCUCGUCCGACAAACAACCACAGCACCGCGCUUCCGCAUUCCUACACAGUCCCGCGUCGCUAGCACAGGGUCGGGUUUUAACCCCGCAGACGAGGUCGGUGAGAAGGGCACGGCCAAGACGUACAACAAGGAUGGGACGGAUCCCAAUAAGAAAUUGAUAUACGCGGCGCUUGGUGUGCUCGGGCUGGGCGGGGUGUAUGCGUUGUACGGGUCGGACAAAACUCAUGCGGCGGAAAAGAUUCAGAACAAUGCGCCGCCUGCUCGUUGA